CUCUGCUUCUUCUAGUGUGAGAGAGAUAUAUAGGGAGAGAGAGAAGUUGAGAGGUGAAACCUGAGACAGGGAAGAUGUACAGUUCUGCUGUUAUUCUUCACAGAUCUGUCAUUGGGCCUUCAUUGCAUACCCGGAAGAGCUUCGAAAAGGCCUCAAGAGACUACUUGGACCUAAUCAAACCACAAUCAACUUCGGUUAUUCGUGGGUGCAGCAAAUUACAUGGGCAGUGCUAUUUCCUUUCUAAACGGAGGCUUUCAAUAAAUGGGAAGUCUGAGCACAAUUCUGCAAUAUCAUCCCUUUUAACUGAUGAGCGCUCAGCAACGUUGAAUGUUGAAGAAGAUAUUGGUAUCUUGAGCUUGGAUCAAGGCAUGGAGCCAUAUAAAGAUCACUUGAGAUUUAGAACAGGGAGGUAUGUGGAGCAGAAGGAGCUCAUUGGGAAAUAUGAAGGAAGUCUUGAAGAAUUUGCUCAAGGUUAUCUGAAGUUUGGAUUUAACAGAGAAGAAGAUUGCAUUGUGUACCGUGAGUGGGCUCCUGCAGCACAGGAAGCACAAGUUAUUGGGGACUUCAAUGGAUGGGAUGGUUCCAACCACAGAAUGGAGAAGGACCAGUUUGGUGUUUGGACUAUCAAGAUUUCUGAUUCUGGUGGAAAUCCAGCCAUUCCACACAAUUCUAAGGUCAAGUUCCGUUUCAAGCAUGGGAAUGGAGUUUGGGUUGAUCGAAUUCCUGCAUGGAUAAAAUAUGCCACUGUAGACCCCACCAGAUUUGCAGCACCAUAUGAUGGAGUGUACUGGGACCCCCCACCUUCACAAAGGUAUGAAUUCAAACAUCCUCGUCCCCUAAAGCCCGAGGCCCCGCGUAUAUAUGAGGCUCAUGUUGGAAUGAGUAGCUCAGAACUCCGCGUAAAUUCAUAUAGAGAAUUUGCUGAUGAUGUGUUGCCCCGUAUACGGUCAAAUAACUAUAACACUGUCCAGUUGAUGGCUAUUAAGGAACAUUCCUACUAUGGAUCCUUCGGUUAUCAUGUUACAAACUUUUUUGCUGUUAGCAGUAGAUCUGGGACCCCUGAGGACCUCAAAUAUCUCAUUGACAAAGCUCACAGCUUAGGUUUGCGGGUUCUGAUGGAUGUUGUUCACAGCCAUGCAAGUAACAAUGUGACUGAUGGUCUUAAUGGCUAUGAUGUCGGCCAAAGCUCACAAGAGUCCUACUUUCACGCUGGUGAUCGAGGGUACCACAAGCUAUGGGAUAGCCGAUUAUUUAAUUAUGCUAACUGGGAAGUUCUUCGCUUUCUUCUUUCCAACUUGAGAUGGUGGCUUGAGGAGUUCCAGUUUGAUGGGUUUCGAUUUGAUGGCGUCACAUCAAUGUUGUAUCAUCACCAUGGAAUCAAUAUGGCAUUUUCCGGGAAUUAUAAGGAGUAUUUCAGUGAAGCGACUGAUGUUGAUGCUGUUGUUUAUUUGAUGCUGGCCAAUUGUCUGAUUCACAACAUAUUGCCAGAUGCAACUGUGAUUGCUGAAGAUGUCUCAGGUAUGCCAGGUUUGGGUCAACCUGUGUCUGAGGGGGGAAUCGGUUUUGAUUACCGUCUGGCAAUGGCCAUCCCUGACAAGUGGAUUGAUUACUUGAAGAACAAGAAGGAUGAGGGGUGGUCAAUGAAAGAAAUAUCAUUGACCUUGACAAACAGGAGAUACACGGAAAAAUGCAUAUCAUAUGCUGAGAGUCAUGAUCAGGCCAUUGUGGGUGACAAGACCAUUGCAUUUCUUUUAAUGGAUAAAGAAAUGUAUACUGGCAUGUCUUGUUUGAUGGAAGCUUCUCCUGUUAUUGAGCGAGGGAUUGCCCUUCACAAGAUGAUUCAUUUUAUAACGAUGGCAUUAGGAGGCGAUGGUUAUCUAAACUUUAUGGGCAAUGAGUUUGGUCAUCCUGACUGGAUUGACUUCCCAAGAGAAGGCAAUGGUUGGAGUUAUGAAAAAUGCAGACGACAGUGGAGCUUGGUGGAUACAGAUCACUUGAGAUUCAAGUUCAUGAAUGAAUUUCAUAGAGCUAUGAAUUUGCUUGAUGAUAAAUUUUCAUUCCUUGCAUCGACAAAACAGAUUGUGAGCAGCACUGAUGAAGAAGACAAGGUUAUUGUGUUUGAGCGUGGAGAUCUAGUUUUUGUGUUCAAUUUUCAUCCAGAGAAUACAUAUGAUGGGUAUAAAGUUGGGUGCGAUUUGCCAGGAAAGUAUAGAGUAGCCUUGGACAGUGAUGCUUCAGAAUUCGGUGGACGGGGAAGAGUGGGUCAUGAUGUAGACCAUUUCACAUCCCCAGAAGGAGCACCGGGGGUGCCAGAAACAAAUUUCAACAAUCGUCCAAACUCCUUCAAGGUGUUGUCACCACCCCGCACUUGUGUGGUUUAUUAUAGGGUUGAGGAAAAUCUAGAAGAUGGUGAUACUGAGGAGCUGGCUAAUGGAAAUAAAAUAGUGGCAGCAGAUGUGGCUUUGCAGGAGGGUGCCGAAGAAGCAGAUGCGGCGAUACAGGAGCAUAUUGAAGAAUCAACCUUAAUUGAUGAUAUUGGCUCAGAUAAAACUGGGGAUGUUGAAGUUGAGAUGGGGGAUGUGUCAUCAGAUGACUGAGCUUUCCAUCCUUUUGUAAACUCUAUUCUGAUCCUAAAAUCAGUACAUAUUGU
This is a messenger RNA of Telopea speciosissima, 2650 nucleotides long. RefSeq names its product 1,4-alpha-glucan-branching enzyme 1, chloroplastic/amyloplastic-like. The coding region runs from base 75 to 2597 and encodes 840 amino acids. Gene Ontology annotation, molecular function: hydrolase activity, hydrolyzing O-glycosyl compounds; 1,4-alpha-glucan branching enzyme activity; cation binding. The record is from RefSeq and is a predicted model, not a curated record. Gene Ontology annotation, cellular component: cytoplasm. Gene Ontology annotation, biological process: glycogen biosynthetic process. Lineage: Eukaryota; Viridiplantae; Streptophyta; Magnoliopsida; Proteales; Proteaceae. The transcript is spliced from 14 exons.